Menidia menidia (Atlantic silverside) is the source of this 1506-nucleotide messenger RNA. The record is from the annotation of a GenBank genome assembly. Lineage: Eukaryota; Metazoa; Chordata; Actinopteri; Atheriniformes; Atherinopsidae.
CCUUUUCCAGUAUCAGUCUGGCACUGAGCUGGUUGAGUUUUAUCAUGGUAUUGUUUUAUAAAAGCCUCUACCAAAGUUAAACUGAUUUGUUGGUGUUGUCGGUAUCUGUUGGGCCUCUGGAAUGAAAGUCUACAGGUACAUUCCCCCGCCUGCUGCAGUUUUUGGGAGUGGCUGAGGGCUAACCUGGGACACAACAGCAGAGCAGACAUUUCCUGAAGACAGCCCCUGAGGAUGGAGCCCUCCUGCCCAGCGUUUGUGGCCUUGGUGGCUGUGCUGUUCUGCAGUGGGAAAGCUUCAGACAUCUGCCAUCAAAAGCCUUGUCCCGAGUACCAAGUGGUGGAAACAAACCCGGAGUUUGAGGAGCGGCGUUAUGUUGCCACUGACUGGAUCACCACAAAUAUUGCCGGCAAGGAGAGUGCUGAUUUCCUGGCUGCAAAUGAGAGACUGAAGGCUGAAUGUCAGAGACUGAAGAAAGCAGGUCAGGAGAUCCCCGACUCCUGGCCGGUGCUGGUCACCGUCACUGAGGGAACAGAUAAACCUGACAUUUCCUUGUCCUGGUUUGUCCCACCUGGUAUGAAACCUGAAAUCUCCGACUCCUCAGUCACCCUGCAGCACAGAGAGGCCGCCACCGUUUACAUCAGGUCUUUUGGUGGCACUCCAAGUCUGCAGCUUGGUCUGGAAAAUACAAAAGUCCUCCGUGAGGCUUUGGUCAAAGCUGGGAAAAGCUUUGAUCCACACACCUAUCACGGGGCUGCUUACGACUCCUUUUUCUCCCUCACACACCACAACGAAGUCUGGAUCUAUGCUGCCUGACCGCUGCUGAAUGCAGUGGUCGACAUUGUAUAGUCAUCUAUAGAUUUAUUUGAUAUUACUGCACUGCUGGAAUAUGAUCUAAUCAUGUUGAUUCUCCACAUAUCCACACUUGUAUACAAUUUAAAUGCAGUAAUACAAAUAUGAACCAAUCUAUUAUAUUCUGUGUAUGACUGGAACUGUGCAAUUGAGUUAUAAAGAUAUUAAAUAUGUAAUUUUCUGUGUGUAUUAUCAUUGCAGUUGUCAUCUUAAAUCUUUUUUAAUAUCAAUCAAGGUUGAUGCAAAGCUGGGAGGAUCCUCCUGAAAGUCUAUCGCCUAAAAAUGCAAUCUACUAGUUAGACUUGUUAGACUAGAUGAAAGAUAAAAGCUCACUCGAAGUGGCUGUCUGCUGACAGGUUUACUGAAACACAUGUUUGUGAAGCGCGUCACUUAAUUAAAAAUAUCUCACAGUCUCACAAUGUUGUUAUCAAAGUAUCACACUUUCUGCCUUCUCUUUUGUGUUUAGGUUCAGCAUUUUGUUUGCAUUUGUUAGCCGGCCCAGCUAUGCACAGCCUCCAUGCAGAUCUUGGAACAUGAUUAUGAGGCAGACUCAUUUUUUUCUGUCUGGGUUGCUCCCCCAUAAAAUCAGGUGUUUUAUGCGUUAACCCUGGAAACUUGGGGGGCAAAUUCACAAGUAGGUUUGCAUGAAACACGUCA